GGCGCUGGGGAGGGCGAGGCGGAGGCGGCAAAACGGGCGGUCGAGCAGAACGUGUAGCCGCGUCCCCUCGAGUCCGCUGCGGGCAGCUGCUGACGCAAGGAGGAGUCCCCUGGGCCCCUGUCCACGCCACUGCUGACCAGCCCCCCACCUGCUGAACCGGCCCGCAGGCCUCCCCUGCCUCUGUGGGACCCCGUGGCGGGGGUCCAUCCGCUGGCGAAGAAAGCCCUCUCAUGCUAGCGUUGCAGACCCCAGAGGGUCCCUUGUGGGUGCUGAGAUGGCCAAUGAGAACCACGGCAGCCCCCGGGAGGAAGCGUCCCUGCUGAGCCACUCCCCGGGCACCUCCCACCAGAGCCAGCCCUGCUCUCCAAAGCCAGUCCGCCUGGUGCAGGACCUCCCAGAGGAGCUGGUGCACGCGGGCUGGGAGAAGUGCUGGAGCCGGAGGGAGAACCGUCCCUACUACUUCAACCGAUUCACCAACCAGUCCCUGUGGGAGAUGCCCGUGCUGGGCCAGCACGACGUGAUUUCGGACCCUUUGGGGCUGAAUGCGACCCCACUGCCCCAAGACUCGAGCUUGGUGGAAACCCCCCCGGCUGAGAACAAGCCCAGAAAGCGGCAGCUCUCGGAAGAGCAGCCAAGCGGCAAUGGUGUGAAGAAGCCCAAGAUCGAAAUCCCCAUGACGCCCACGAGCCAGUCGGUGCCCAGCUCCCCGAGCGUUCCAGGAACCCCAACACUGAAGAUCUGGGGUGCAUCCCCUGAAGAUAAGCAGCAGGCAGCUCUCCUUCGACCCACUGAGGUGUACUGGGACCUGGACAUCCAGACCAACGCCGUCAUCAAGCACCGAGGGCCUUCGGAGGUGUUGCCCCCGCACCCCGAAGUGGAGCUGCUUCGCUCCCAGCUGAUCCUGAAGCUUCGGCAGCACUACCGGGAGCUGUGCCAGCAGCGCGAGGGCAUCGAGCCUCCCCGGGAGUCCUUCAAUCGCUGGAUGCUGGAGCGCAAGGUGGUGGACAAAGGAUCUGAUCCUCUGUUGCCAAGCAACUGUGAGCCGGUUGUGUCACCUUCCAUGUUCCGUGAAAUCAUGAACGACAUUCCCAUCAGGUUGUCCCGAAUCAAGUUCCGGGAGGAAGCCAAGCGCCUGCUCUUUAAAUACGCAGAGGCUGCCCGGCGGCUCAUUGAGUCCAGGAGUACGUCCCCCGACAGCAGGAAGGUGGUCAAGUGGAACGUAGAAGACACCUUCAGCUGGCUUCGGAAAGACCACUCGGCCUCCAAGGAGGACUACAUGGACCGCCUGGAGCACCUGCGGAGGCAGUGCGGCCCCCACGUCUCGGCCGCGGCCAAGGACUCCGUGGAAGGCAUCUGCAGUAAGGUCUACCACAUCUCCCUGGAGUACGUCAAACGGAUCCGAGAGAAGCACCUCGCCAUCCUCAAGGAAAACAACAUCCCGGAGGAGGCGGAGGCCUCUGAGCUGGAGCCCCGCCUGGUGUACUGCUACCCAGUCCGGCUGGCCGUGUCUGCGCCCCCCAUGCCCAGCGUGGAGAUGCACGUGGAGAAUAACGUGGUCUGCAUCCGGUACAAGGGAGAGAUGGUCAAGGUCAGCCGCAACUACUUCAGCAAGCUGUGGCUCCUCUAUCGCUACAGCUGCAUUGAUGAUUCUGCCUUUGAGAGGUUCCUCCCCCGGGUCUGGUGUCUUCUCCGGCGGUAUCAGAUGAUGUUUGGCGUGGGCCUCUAUGAGGGGACUGGUCUGCAGGGGUCGCUGCCUGUGCACGUCUUCGAGGUCCUCCACCGACUCUUUGGCGUAAGCUUCGAGUGCUUUGCCUCGCCACUCAACUGCUACUUCCGCCAGUACUGCUCUGCCUUCCCCGACACAGAUGGCUACUUUGGCUCCCGAGGGCCCUGCCUGGACUUCGCCCCGCUGAGCGGUUCCUUUGAGGCCAACCCUCCAUUCUGCGAGGAGCUCAUGGACGCCAUGGUUUCUCACUUUGAGAAACUGCUGGAGAGCUCGCCGGAGCCCCUGUCCUUCAUCGUGUUCAUCCCCGAGUGGCGGGAGCCCCCCACGCCAGCGCUCACCCGCAUGGAGCAGAGCCGCUUCCGACGCCACCAGCUGAUACUGCCCGCCUUCGAGCACGAGUACCGCAGCGGCUCCCAGCACAUCUGCAAGAAGGAGGAGAUGCACUACAAGGCUGUCCACAACACGGCCGUGCUCUUCCUGCAAAACGACCCUGGCUUUGCCAAGUGGGGGCCGACGCCCGAGCGGCUGCAGGAGCUGAGCGCCGCCUACCGGCAGUCGGGCCGCAGCCACGGCUCCAGCUCCUCCUCCUCCUCAGAGGCCAAGGACCGGGACUCAGGCCGCGAGCAGGGCCCUAGCCGUGAGCCUCACCCCACUUAGCACAUCCUGCGGGGAGGAGGAGCCCAGGGCUGCUGUUUGGACUGCUGGGAAUGGGACCUGCGCGGGCUGAGCAGACCCAGGCCCUUCCCCACCGGGUGGCAGCAGGACCCAGGCUGCAGUGACAUAGGAAGAUGAUGGCUCUGCCAGGGCUCCCCUCCCUGCCCAUCUCCCAGCUCCCACCCUGAACUCACUCCAGAGUCCCCUGUAAAUAGGCCCGACGCCUUCCCUCCCCUUCCCACCCCUCCCUCCACCCUGUUGCAUUUGUAAAAGAAAAUACAGAGACCUCCUCCCAAGAAUGUGUGAGGGUCUUGGGAGGAAAGGUCUACCUCAGGGACCACACCCUCUCCAGCCAGGUUCCCCUUCUUAGGGCCCUUGGUCUCACACCCCGUCCAGGGCCCCACACAGCUGGCUCCCUGGGGCCCAGCCUCUGAGCGCUGUAGGCGGGAAGGACCUCAGGGCCUGCCCCGCAGAGUUCCAGGCUCCCACAGCCACGCCUGCCCGCGGACCUCUGGGGAGCAGAGGAUGCCUGACUUCCUGGUGGAGGCGCAGUGGGAAGAGCCUUGGCACUGCGGGCCUCCGUCGUAGACUUGCCGUCAGGACCCCUGCACACAGCAGGAGCAGGGGUGGAGGGUGCUCGGCGAGGCAU
Messenger RNA from Lepus europaeus (European hare), 3029 nucleotides. RefSeq names its product phosphorylated CTD interacting factor 1 (gene PCIF1). The transcript is spliced from 17 exons. Lineage: Eukaryota; Metazoa; Chordata; Mammalia; Lagomorpha; Leporidae. The record is from RefSeq and is a predicted model, not a curated record. Gene Ontology annotation, cellular component: nucleus. The coding region runs from base 275 to 2383 and encodes 702 amino acids. Gene Ontology annotation, molecular function: mRNA (2'-O-methyladenosine-N6-)-methyltransferase activity; RNA polymerase II C-terminal domain binding.